Messenger RNA from Drosophila willistoni, 1475 nucleotides. RefSeq lists its product as uncharacterized. Bases 116 to 1303 code for a protein of 395 amino acids. NCBI's taxonomy places the organism in Eukaryota, Metazoa, Arthropoda, Insecta, Diptera, Drosophilidae. The transcript has a single exon. The record is from RefSeq and is a predicted model, not a curated record.
AAUGUAGUUCAGUAUAAAUUUGUUCACACAUAUAGCACUACUUCAUCAUCUCGACAUAAAUAAAUAAAAAAAACAAAACAAAACCACAACUAAAGUCCUGAAACACAAACGAAAAAUGUCUUUGAAUCGCGUCAAUCGUAAUGGACGUGACUUUCUGCAGGAGAACAAACAGAAAGUGGCCCACUGGGAGACCAAUGGACGACUGACGGCCGCUGCAGCUGCCAAGCGGGUGAAUCUCUGGCGUCCUGUGGUGCUGCACUAUUCCUCAGGACUGCGUCCUUUUGGCCAGCGUACUAACACACGUACACGCAACUCUGUGCCAUUACAUGAAUCGGGUAAGAUGCAUUCGGGAUUGGCCCAGCCCUAUGGUUUCCAUCAGGAGGAGCGUCCAGUGCGUCCAUUGACUCGUGCAGCCAGACACAUGGCCAAGCAGCAAAAGGGAAUGGGGGACGAGAAGGGGCGCCAAGGCGGUGGCGAUUCCAGUCGUAUGGCCAAGCAAACACAAACCCAGACCCAAUCCCAGACGGGAGAAAUCAGGGAUUCGCGUUUGGCAAAGAAAUCUCUGCCCAAAAGUGAUCACCAGCAUGUAGGACAAUUGGACCAAGUCGAGCAGCCACCGACGUCGUUGGCGGUGCCGAAACAGACUGGCGAUGAUGAAGAUGAUGCCCUAUCGGUCUACUCGUUGAGAUCUAAGGCAUCGCAACGCUCGAACAUAUCAAAAAUUUCGAAAAAAUCCUCUCUACAUUUGGCAGGGGAAGGCGGCGAUGAGGAGGCUCCCCUAAGUGCUCGCAGUAACGCCUCAUUGAAGACUAUCAAAUCAGCAGCUACGGUUAGAUCAACGUGCAGUGUCAAAUCCCGGGCCACCAUCAAGUCCGUGGAGUCAGUCAAGUCUCAGGCCACGCUCAAGUCUCAUAUGUCGCACAAGUCGCACAAGUCGAAUGCCACCCUAAAGUCUCAUGUCUCUGGGAAGUCGAGGGCUUCAUCCACAGCCAAGUCGCAGGUUAGUCGUCGUUUUGUGGCAGGCGGCGAAUCAUCCAUGCCCCAGAAGAGUCCAUCUAGCACAGGACACAUGGAGGGCCCUUGUUGUUGUUCCCAGCAGAGUCACAUGGAAAAUGAGCGCCUGGCUGCCUUGAAUGAAGCCCACUACAAGUACGGCAAACUGAUUGAGGAGUAUAAUCACAUGCCCGUAUCGGAGCCAACAUUGCGGGUACGUAAUCGAAAGGCUGCCAUCGAACGAGAACUCGAUCAAUUGGACUACGCCAUCAAUAUGUAUGAUCAGACUCAUAUGUAUUACAAACGCUGAAUUCUCGAUUUUGUUCAAGUUUUGUGUUCAAAAGAGUUUCUUUUCGCUCUUUGUUUUGUUUUCUUUGCGUCAACGAAAUGUUUUAUUCAAAAUUAAGUUGUAUGCUCUAAGAUCUCCAUCGACAAAAACCAAAACUAAAAAGCAAAUGUGGUCGAAAUUAUAAAUAUAAGAG